CCCCUUGGAUACCAUUGUGAUUUGUGUCUUUGUUAUAUUCCUCCCUCUCCCAGUCUCCCUCUCCCUCUCUAUUCUCUAUCAGGCUAUGAAAAGCUAUUUAAUUCUUCUACUUAUUCUUUUCAUAAAGAGUUCCGCUCCUGCAGCACCAGAGAGCGGGAUAGUCCGGCUAGAAGAACCGAAGGCGUGGAAGAAGUUCAUAAAGACACGUACAAAUGUUCUCGUGUUGUUUGCAUCUUCUGGCGAGGUGUCAGUACCCCGUGGCCUCCUUCCCAUACUUGAAGAAAUAGCUCAAGAAGUGAAAGGACUCGGUGCAGUUGCAUACGUGGACUGUAGCUCAGCAAAGAAACUCUGCAAGAAUCUUAAGAUAGGAGGCAAGGGAGAGCAAAAGAAAUACUAUCUGAAACAUUUUAAAGAUGGCUCAUAUCACAAGGACUACGAUCGUCUCCUUCGUAAAUCCUCUCUACUUGAUUUCAUGAAAGACCCAACCAGCGACGCCCCAUGGUCCGAGGACCCCACUUCUAAAGACGUACGUCACAUUGAGAGCAGUACAGGCCUCUACAAGUUUCUCGCUAAAGAGAAGAAACCGAUACUUCUUAUGUUUUAUGCUCCCUGGUGCGGGCACUGUCAGCUUUUGAAACCAGAGUUUGCUGCUGCUGCAACGAGCCUUAAAGGGAAGCAAGUCCUAGCCGGAAUGAAUCUUGAUAAACCAGAAACCAUGCUGACACGAGAGGAGUAUAAUGUCACUGGAUUCCCAACUCUCCUUUAUUUUGAAGAGGGGAAAGUUAAAUACCCAUACUCUGGUGGGAGGGACACUGAUUCUAUCAUCAAAUGGCUCUCUGAUCCUCAGCCUCCUCCCAGUACUCAGGAGGUAGAGCAAGAGGCCGGAGCAAACUGGUCCACCGAAUUAAACAACGUCGUUCACCUUACCAGUGAGAAUUUCCAAUCAGUCAUUGACUCUAGCCCCUCAACACUGGUGACGUUUUAUGCUCCGUGGUGUGGCCACUGUAAAGCAAUGAAGCCGGACUACAAUGAAGCUGCUAAGUUGUUAGAAAGUGAAAAUAUCCUCGGAACACUAGCAGCCGUAGAUGCAACAGCAGAAAGAGAGCUGGCGUCACACUAUCAAGUGAGUGGAUUCCCAACUAUAAAAUACUUUUCAAACGGUAAGGAACUAUAUGACUACGGCUACCCAAGGACAACAGAGUCUUUUGUGGAGUUCAUGAAAAACCCACAACCACCGCCUGAGAAGGAGAAAGACUGGUCGGAGAUAGAGACUGGCGUCCAUCAUUUAACUGAUGAGACAUACAAGCCAUUCAUCAAGAAAACCAAACACGCUCUGGUAAUGUUUUAUGCACCGUGGUGUGGUCAUUGUAAGGCUGCUAAACCAGAGUUCAUUGAUGCUGCGGCCAGUUUAAAGGAGGACAAAAAGACUUCACUUGCUGCAGUCGAUUGCACUAAAUAUGCUCAAAUUUGUGAUCAAAAUGAUGUUCAAGGAUAUCCCACUAUACUGUACAUGUCUUAUGGUAAGAAGUCAUUCAAAUACAUGGGGCCCAGAGAUAGCAAUGGGUUUGUCGAGUUCCUCAGGAACCCUAACAAAUAUGUAUCUAUAGUCAAAGAUGAGUUUUAAAUAAGCUCCCAGCUGGAGCUGAAGGAAAUAUCCAAAUAUCAAGCAAGAGGGACACAUUGUUAUUAGUAAAAUGUUAAUACUAUUAUUAGUUUUUCAAUAGCUAUUAUAAUUAAUUUAUUAUCAUUGUUAAUAAUUAAACAAUCAUUGAUGAUAGUCUGCA
Messenger RNA from Amphimedon queenslandica, 1784 nucleotides. RefSeq names its product protein disulfide-isomerase A5-like. The coding region runs from base 86 to 1624 and encodes 512 amino acids. Gene Ontology annotation, biological process: protein folding. Gene Ontology annotation, cellular component: endoplasmic reticulum. The transcript has a single exon. NCBI's taxonomy places the organism in Eukaryota, Metazoa, Porifera, Demospongiae, Haplosclerida, Niphatidae. The record is from RefSeq and is a predicted model, not a curated record. Gene Ontology annotation, molecular function: protein disulfide isomerase activity.